UAUAGAGCAGCAGCAGUUUUUCUACCAAACAGAUGCCAAAAAUGAUGUCUCGCUCUGUAACGAUUUUAUGUUUGUGGACGUCCGUUAGUUUCAAAUUUAUUUCCUGUACUAUUGUGGCACCCAAUAGCACUAGUGGAAUGCGGGAGAAACAGAAUGCUCCCAUACUUCCAGACCAGUUCAGUCUCACGAUGACAACGUUAGCCGAAACGAACAAGACCGUGUACCGCCUUAAAAUGAACUUUGAUCUCCCGCACUCCUUGGUCUCGUGCAUCACGGACUCAUUGGGUGGUGCAUACUUCCCGUCGUCCUCCAUUCAGAACCGCACCUUCUCUCGUACACUACUCGACUACAACAGCGGCCUGUCGUUCACGAUGCCCGUGGGCACGUGGCUUCUUAGCGGUGCUGGUUGUAGCGUCUCAGCUAUCGACAAUCCUAACCUGGAUCCCAUUGACUCCGACCGCUCGACAGUUGUCUACCUGAAGAACGCUCGCGCACUUUUUGAAUGGAAUCAGUCCACUGCGGUGUAUGCCGGACAGCGGGACUUCAACGGGAUGCCGACAGAUGUGUGGGUGUCCCAGCGGAGCAACAAUGACAUGAAGAUGAACAUUACCACCACAGUGGAGACGUAUUGGCUACAUGAAGACCGUGCGUCUUCCGGCGAUCGUAUUCUCGUGGGAGUCGUUAGCUAUCGGGCACUCCCGAACGGAACGAAUCUGGAGGCCCUCCAGAGUACUGUCAGCGAUUUCAACGCCGCACCUUUCUACUGGAAGACUUUUGACGUUGUGGACUGUCUGCAGAACGGCAAAGAGCAGACGAUCAGCUUUGGUUUGAAGGUGCAAAAUUACGGGGAAGUUGAAAUGCGGAUGCCGGUUUUUGAGACAGCAAUUCGCAACGCAUUGUCCAAUCUGACGGCGACAUCGCCGACGCAGCUAACCGAUAUUAGGGUUAUGCCGGGUGAUGCGGAGAACGAACUACGUAUCUUCGUGACUGUGUCAGACUGGGUUAACUACACAGCCAGGGGGACCAACAAGAUCAAGUAUCAGAGUGCCGCUGAAGUGGUUAAUGCUUUGAGGAGACUAUUUGACGAAAAGGAUCUAACGUUUGCUAUAACGUUUGCUAGGAGAACGCAGUCUGCGACUUUCCUGAAAGGCUCGAUCAAAAGCAGCCGUGAUCCUACCACCGCAACGGAUCACCCGACUACCAUUCCUCCUACGGAAACGUCCACUGCUGCCCAUGAGCAAAAUUCUUAGUUCUAUCUGCAUGUUAGUAUUAAUAUUAUUCGUGAGUAUGUCGGCCACUGGCAGCCCAUAUAGCCAAGCUGCUGAAUCUUUUUUAGUUUCUGCCAGUAUCAAUCCCAUUCUCAUUUUUUUUAUCCCUUUGAGUCGUAGCUGUGGGAAAAGCUCGU
Molecule: messenger RNA, 1405 nt
Organism: Paramacrobiotus metropolitanus
Lineage: Eukaryota; Metazoa; Tardigrada; Eutardigrada; Parachela; Macrobiotidae
Exons: 4
Coding region: 33-1250 (405 amino acids)
Source: RefSeq, a predicted model, not a curated record